This is a messenger RNA of Guillardia theta CCMP2712, 705 nucleotides long. RefSeq lists its product as hypothetical. The transcript is spliced from 11 exons. The record is from RefSeq and is a predicted model, not a curated record. Lineage: Eukaryota; Cryptophyceae; Pyrenomonadales; Geminigeraceae. Bases 1 to 705 code for a protein of 234 amino acids.
AUGGCCGCCAUGGCAGGAAGGUUCUUGGGUAGCACGGUCUUGGUUUCUAUGCUGGGUAUCGCGUCAACUUUCUCGCCUUCGUCCUUGAGCGGGUUGGCGCUGAGGGGAGGUAGACCUGAUCUCUUGAUCCGUGCUCGAGAGAGUAAAGACUGGGGUCUUAACUCUGUUUUCAGCAUCCUCCACAAGCACAACGCGAGAUUGCGGACAGGCAACAUCUCGUUGAAUAUGUGCAAGAAGGAACUCACAGAUAAAGAGAGGGAAGAGUACGAGAAGCUGUUGGAGGAAGCAAAGAGAAUUCAAGGAACCUUUAAUGCCAUGAUCGGAAACGCUUUUGCAGGACAGCCCGAGCCUGAGCCUGAGCCCGAGCAGCAGGAGCCAGUGCAGCAAAAGAAAGGGUUCGAUAUCCCGAUCGAGGAGCCAGCAUACGAGGAAGAGUCUCUGUACACCCCUGAGGUCAACACGGAGGAAUCAGAGCCGGUGGACUUGUCCACCAUGACCGAUGAGGAAAGAGCUGCGUACGAGAUGUCGAGAGCUCAGACCUUGGGAGAUGAGGCGUUUGAGGGCUCUGACGCUGCCAUCCGGAUGGGCGAUAAGGCAAGAGCGCUAGAGCUUCACAACUUUCAAAGGCAUCCCAACUCCAUCUUCCGCCCAUCCUUCAUGGACAGCUUGAAGGAUCAACAAGCACGAAUUGAUAAGAUGCCAUAG